Messenger RNA from Rhopilema esculentum, 5442 nucleotides. The record is from RefSeq and is a predicted model, not a curated record. Lineage: Eukaryota; Metazoa; Cnidaria; Scyphozoa; Rhizostomeae; Rhizostomatidae.
CAAAUGUAAUGAUAAAUUCCGAUGUUGUCAAACGUAAAAACAGAUUCCAAUUUCAAUUUAUGGGAAUAUAAAAUCAGUUGAUGGUCAGUGCAAAGUGUGUUUAAAGUUGGUAAGAAGUGAGCUGUUUUCUUCCAGUAUAAGGUUAAAAGACAAAGUUGUCUGGUUUCCCGAUCAAAGAAGAUGCAUUUUCAAAUACUGUUGCUGCUUGUGAUUUCUGUAAAUACAAAUGGAGAAAUACUUCGUCUGCCAUGCAAGAUCUUUGCCAAUUUUACUGCUGUGCUUCAUGAUCAAUCACUUAGUUCUACAUUUCGUUCUUUGGACAACUUGGAUGAGCAGAUGUGUAAGUUUGAAUGCAUCAUGGAGCAUCGAUGCAAGUCUAUAAAUUUAAACAGAGAGCUUGGUAUUUGCCAGUUGAAUAGCAAAUCAGCACAGGAUCCAAAAGAUUUCAUUGAAACGCAAAUAAAGGAGGGUUGGACAUAUUAUUCAACCCGUUUUGAAGAGAAAAAUGUUGGUCAGUAUUGCCAAGCAAAUGAUCCUUGCAGCGCCGGACAUAAAUGCAUUGACACUUGCUACUGCCCAGGGUAUAAAUGCAUUGCAAAGAAUAUCGCCUAUAAGAAGCCAUCUUCCCAAUCAUCAACCCAUACAUAUAACGGAAUAGAACUUGUUGCAAGCUUUGGAAAUGAUGGUGACAGAACGGCAAACUGGCAGAAAUGUAGUUUCACCAGUUAUGAAGAGCAGCCCUGGUGGCAAGUGAAUCUUGAAAAGGUAGCCGCUGUUACACAUGUUCGGAUAACAAAUUCUGUAGCCUGGCCUACACAUGAUAUAAACCCAUUCAAUGUUAGUGUUGGAAAAGAUAGCUCAAACGGCGGAAGAAACAAUGCGCUUUGUGUAAAUGGUGGAAGGUUGGCUAGUGGCGAGAUGAAAACUUUUUAUUGUCCAAAGCUGAUGAUGGGUCGCUACGUGAGUGUGUUUUUGAACAGGAAAGAAUUUCUUCAAGUAUGCGAGCUUGAGGUUUAUGAAGCGAAGAAUUUGGCAUAUAAAAAGCCGUCCUCGCAUUCAUCAACUUCCACCAUAAAUGGAAUCACAUUAGUUGCCAGCUUUGGAAAUGAUGGGAACAGAACUGGAGAUGUGUUUAGUUGCAGUGUCACACAAGCUGACAUGGCACCCUGGUGGCAAGUUGACCUUACAAGGCAAGCUGCAGUCACAAGUGUCCGAAUAAAGAAUGCCGCAACUUGGGGUACAGAUAGAAUCAAUCCAUUCAACGUCAGUGUUGGGGACGACAAGACGAAUGGCGGACAAAACAAUGCACUGUGUGUGAAAGACGGGACACUGGUCAGUGGAGAGUUGAGAAAGUUCGAUUGUCCACAGGUCCUGAUGGGUCGUUACGUCAGUAUCUUUUUGAACAGGCAAGAACUUCUUCAAGUAUGCGAGGUUGAGGUUUAUGAAGAUGUAUUCUGAAAAGAAGUCUUCUGAAAUCAUCAUUUGUUUUCUACUUCCUGGAAAGCAAGGAUGCAUUUGAAGAGAAGAGCAAUAUAUCUACUACAAUUUGCAAAAAAGAAUUUUAAAAAUGCACGGAGCUUUCAGGUUAUUUUAUCAAAACGUAAUUUGUCAUGUAUUUUAGGUUAAUUUUCUAGUAAAUUCCGUUGUUUUGAACAGGAAGACAGGGAAUCUUAAUCGUUCUGACAAACACUAAUUUGAAGUUGUUUCAUUUAGGAAACCACUCCUAUAUAAUUCUAGAAAAACAAAAGCUAGUCAAGCAGAAGGUUUACCUAGCAUUUCCUUUGUUAGUUUGAGAACCAAAUUUGGAACUGAUUGUUGACGUGGUUUUGCCUAGAAAUGUCUAUAGGAAGGGUUGUAAUGAAAUUUUUUCCAAUCGGCAUGAACAAACUAAUAAACAAUAAAUUUGUAGACAAAUUUUGAUAGAAGAAUAUAACCGUAACCAACAAGUUUUAAAAAAGUGAAUCAAUUCUAAUAACAGUAGAGCAAUUGAAAUUCUGAGCACAAUCCACAACGAUAUUACAGUAACGGUCCAUGAUAGUCGAGGCGUGCAUUAUAUGAUAUCAUCAUAUUAAAAGAUCAAAGAAAACUUCAGGAAUUUAUUUAAGAAUUUAAUUGACGACAAAUGACGUCAGAUACAUAUGACGUCAGAAAGAUGUAGAACAUCAUGGAUGUUACAUUUUGCAGACAUCAGCAGUAUAAAAUCAAUUAUUCAUUAAUUAAAUGUAAUAAAUGAGAGCAAUUGAUUGGUGAAUAAUUUUUUUAGAUGGAGCGAAUCCCGCGAAAAUAUGUUUUUAUUGACCUGUCUCCAAAUUUGGUCAUAUCCAAGUCACGUGUAACAAUUUUCAACAAUAAUAACUCUAUGAUAUUAUUGGUGACUUCCUGAUGUCAAUAUUUUUGCACAUAGUAGAAUAUUUGCAUAUUUCGUCCGACAUCUUUUAGACUAUAAACCGGUUUAUCAACACAUUAUUAAAAUGUUUCUCGGCUGAUAAUCUCCGUCAAGGGUGUCGAAAAGAUGGGGUAUGGGGGAUGGGGUGGUUAGUCGAUGUAGAUAAGCAUGAAAAACCGCUAUUAUUUUGACCAAAGGAGUUAGUUUAAACCUUAGGUCUCCACUUCUAUAUUCAAAAGACAAGUGGCAUUGGUUGGGCAGCCUUAAAAAUGACUUACAUGACACUCCUUGUAACAUAUUGUAUUGUAAUACUAUACCCGUACGUUACAUUUGGAAAUAAUGAAAUCAUUAGAUGUUCAGAGUUCAGGGUAAUUAAUGAUGGCAAGUGAGUUUUAAUGCAAAAAGGAGCAAGAGAACAAUAUUUUAUACAUGGAAAUUGUGAAGGAGAGAAAACCACUGACACCUCAAACAGUCGGCUGUAGACCGGUUUCGCCCCAUAUCAGGGAUCAAUAGUACAGCUAGACUGAUUCACGACCCAAUGCUGACCUAGGGCCAGUAAUUAGGCUGUCAGUCGCAAAGCAUGAAGGAAAAGAAGUACGCAUGAUUCUUAGACACUCGAAAGUCUCUUUAUGCAAUAUCAAUAAGAACCGCACCGCAAAGCAGUGCUGAGGUUUUGGCUGUUUGCCAUUCCACAGAGUUGCAGUAUAAGUGUGAAGUAAAGAAAACCAUUGAAACCUCAAGCAAUGAAAACCACUGAUACAUGGAAAAAAAGUGCAUUAUCAAGUGUAUGUAUUUAUUUACAUUACUAUAUACAGUUUUUUUUAUAGAAUGGUAACGGACAAUGAAUCUUGGUUUUCAUGCUAGGAGGUCAUGAUGGUCACGAUUUAAUUUAAUUUUUGAUUUUGAACGACCAUUGCCUUGCAGAAAUGCACACCGUUUCAACAUGUGUAGAGUGUGGUGAAACUAGCCUAUUGUCACCUUCCUUAAAAAUAUUUGCAUGUAUUGUGUUGACAUUCAAUAAAGAACACAUCGCUAUUGAGUUCAAACUGAAUAGCGCAUUGAAGCGUGGUUGUUGGUUUUUAUUACUAGUGGAUAUGUGUUGAUUAGAGCCUAGUUUAGAUUUAAUCUACGUCUCUUUUCUUUUUUCUCUACCUCGUGACAUAGAGUGAACACAAUGAUACGACAUAGCUGCUUUCGUUAAAGUAUUAUAUGUAACUCGUUCUUAAUAUAGUUAUACAAAUAUUUGUACUUAUAUUGCAUCAAGCUGAAAAACUAAAAAUCUUUAUAGUUGUAAAAUGUAUCUAUAAAGAUUCAUUUUAAACAAAAAUAAAUUACACAAGUGUAUAUAUGUCAGUCAGGUUAGGUCACGAGACUUGCUAAUGGUGGUCAUGCCAUCCAGUAUUACCUGUCUACAUGAUCGAGAUGCCGGCGACCAAACUGGCAACCCAACCCUUUUUGGGGGAGGAGGGUGCGUGAACACCAUUCAAGCGGAACCAAAAAGAUGUGUUAAAAUGCGGAUGAACUCUAUGAGUCAACAGCCAUCUAUACUGGGAGAGGAGAUGUGCGCCGCUGAACUACCUGCCUACUGAUUCACCCAUGAACAAGACAAACCAGAAUUCCAUACUGGAUCGAUCGAGGCCCAGUAUAAAAACGAUCGAGUUUUCCGUUGAUUGUCAUCAGGACGGAGACGGUUAGCUACUGCAGACCGCGGUAUAAACCUAGCGAAAGCAGAAAUCAUCAUAGGAACAUGAAAUGUGAGAACAAUGAAAGAUCGAAAUACUAAGAAACGAAAUGAGCAGACUGAACUGGAAUAUAUUCAGUUUAUCAGAAAUGAGAUGGACGGGCAUGGGUGAAACAAUCACAGAAGAAGGUCACAAGGUAUGGUUCAGUGGUGACGAUAAUAAGCAUGUAAAUGGAGUUGAGUUCAUUGCACGCCAAGACUUAGCUCGGUACGCUAUAGAAUAUCAGCAAUAUCCAGCCACAUUAUGACGAUACGUAUCGAUACAAGAAUAAACUAACAAUUGUGCAAGUCGACGCACCAACUUCAGCCUAUACUGACAAGACUAAGGUGAUGAUGAUGAUGAUGAUGAUUAAAAUUAGCACGAUGUAGAUAGCUCCUUACUAAUGUCUCCUAAUGUUGAGUUGGAUUAAAAAAAGACGAAAAUAUUUACGUAGCAAUGUUACCCCCUCUGAACAAUAGUAUUAAUUAUCCGUAUUAAUUAUAGUUAACCAGCCUCAAUCUGAGUUUACACGAGCUGUAUGUUGGGCCUUCUUGUGUGUGUUAUUAUGGCGGAGAUAAUUAUCUAUAUUGAAGUCCUAUUUCGUCUCACAUCUGGCCUAUUACAGCAAUUGCUUGGACUAGCUUCCAUAUUUAUAUAGACAAGUUGCUGAAAGUUACCGUUUUCCGGUCAUUAAAAAAGUGUUCGGUGCUGUAUAGGCAGAACAGAUGCCUGAUGAUCGCAUUAAGCAUGAAACUCGGAGUAGCAGCUUUGAAUAGUCCUGUUCUAUACACCAAUUCAUUCAUUAAGUUGAUUAUCCUUUUCUACUAGGCAUGAGACCGACUGGCCUUUGGGGCUACAGGCAUGAGACCGGAUUUGUUUGGUAUUACACGUUGCAAAUUUAAUGAAUCCAGAUGAAACAAAUGCUUUCCAGCUAGAAGAAGAGUGGGUCGUACUUAAACUGGCCCCAAUAGAUAAGGUUUUAUUCGGGUCAGCUACAACAACAAUCUAUGAAAUAAGCGUAUCUAGAUAAAAUCCUAUGCAGUUUCAGACAAAUCAUUUCAGAAAGUCGUGCAAUAUCAAGAAAAACUCUUUGCUCUUUCGGAUUCACUUCUGUGUUAGCAGGACUUUAGGAGAUAAUUCAACAACCAAUGUUACAUAAGCGAAAAUAAGUCAGCGACAUCCAGAGAAAGUAAAAGUUGAGCUGAAUAGCUAUCUCAUUACAAUCAAGGUAUAUUAAGCUAUUGUUACAGACUGUUUACAGAACAUAUAGAACAAUAAAUAUCGAACAUGAAAAAACAUUAAACGAUGCUUUAUACGAACCAUUCUGUUUGAAAU